Molecule: messenger RNA, 3992 nt
Organism: Populus nigra (black poplar)
Lineage: Eukaryota; Viridiplantae; Streptophyta; Magnoliopsida; Malpighiales; Salicaceae
Exons: 5
Coding region: 443-3871 (1142 amino acids)
Source: RefSeq, a predicted model, not a curated record
AAUCCCUCAAAAGUUUGAAAACACGACACACAUGCGUUCUUGCUCUCCUCUUUAAAUUGGCAUCAACCUUUAUUAUUCCACAUUUAUCCCUAACCGACUCCAUACCCACCCUCUGUCCACCUGGUUCUCUCGUAAUUUUCACAAACUCCAAUCCCUUUCUCGCACCCCCAUCCCGCCGACGAUCUGUCGUCUCCGUUACCCACUCAGCGCCUUCAUUUACGAUAAAAACCUCUCCUGUCCAAUUCUAGUUAGGGCUUGUAACUUACUCCUCGAGCAUUCGAGAGCUCGAAGACUAGGGUUUGGUUUUAGAUUCGAUUAGAGAUUGGUAAUCGAUGAUUUUGAAAGAUUAGGGUUUUCCUUUCAAUUUCGAUUUUCUAUUGAGUGUAUCAAUUUUUCCAGGGUUUAAAUUUGAGGUUUUUGGAGAGUCGAGGAUUUAAUAAGGAUGCCGAGAAGCUCUCGACACAAAUCGAGCAAGCAUAGCUCGAGAGAGUAUUCGGAUUCGGAGAAAGAUUCGAGCUUGAAAGAGAAGAAGGCGGCGAAAGAGGAGAGUGUCAGUAAUAAUAGCAGUGUUAGGGUUUCGACCGAGAAGAGGAAGUUAGAUUUGAAGGAGAAUAAGGAAUCUUUAAAUGGGGAAUAUUUAGAGGAAUAUUCUUCCUCUUCGUCAAAGAGGAGAAAAGAGAGAGUAGAGGAAAGUAAUGAUAGGUGGAAUGGUGGAAAGGAGGAGAGGGGGGAGAAGAAGGGGAAGGAGAAAGGGGGCGAGGAGAAGUUGAAGAGUAAGAGGAGGGAUGAGAGUUUGGAGAAGAAGAGUGAGGGAAGGCAUAGGGAGAGUAGUAGAAAGGAGGAGAGGGAAAGGGAGAGGGUAAGGGAGAAGGAGAAGAAAGGAAUGGAGGGUAGGAGUGAGGUUGAAGAGUAUUCGCGUGGAGGAAAACAAAUUACUGAAAAAACUGCAAAUGAUCAAUUGCGAAGUCCUGAAUCAGAGAACCGGUCUGAUAGACGAAUUAGGAGAAAGAAAGAUGAUUCUGCUGAUGGGGAUAAGCAUCAUGAUGAUAUUGGAGAUGCUAAUGGAAAACGAUUAUCCUCAAGGGAAGAUGUUAAGGAAGAAAAACCGAAGGACGAGAAGCACAAGGAUGAUCGAUAUAGAGACAAGUACCAUGAGGUCGUGGACAGGGAAAAUAGGCAUGGAGAUGAUAAGCAAAGAGAUGAGCGUGGUGCAAGAGAUUAUGUUAGCAACAGGUCUGAAGAGAAGCACAUAAGGGAUGAGAAGGAUGCUUCAGAAGCUCGGAAGAAAUCUAAGCCACAAGACACUGAUCGUGAUCAUGACCGUGAAAGAGAGCGUGACCAUGAUCGUAAUCGUGAUAGGGAUCGGGAGCGAGAACAUGAUCGAGACCGGGAUCGUGAUUGUGACCAAGAUCAUGAUUGGGAUUUGGAUCGAAAUCGGGACCAAGAUAGGGAACGAGACCGUGAUAGAGACCAUGGCCGUAAUCUUGACUAUGAUGGGUCACAUAUUGAUGAUUGUAGUGCCAGAUACAAAGAUAGCAGGGGAAGGAAAAGAUCUCCUGAGGAUCGUGAUCACUAUAAUGAUGCUAAAUCCAAAGGUUCAAAGGCACCUUAUCCUGAUGUGGAAAAGAAAUCUUUGAGCAGUGGGAGAGUUGAGUCAGAUGACAGGGGAAGAUCUCAAUCACAUCAAGCCCAUCUAGACAAUAAUGUUAGCAGCAACAGGCGGAGGACUUCCCCGGACACCAGUUCACAUGGAGCUGUUGAAGAGCACAGGCAUUUCAAAGCAGAAGAUUUGAAGUACAGGGAUGCUGUGACCAAACAGAGGUCGAAAGCAAUUUCUUCAAGAGAGGCUGCUGAUUUUUCAGCAACAUCAGAGAGAGCUUCCAAGCAUAGGUCAUCUGAUAAACCUAUUAAAAUGGAUGAUGGCCAUGUAGGUGAGUUGUCAAUUGAGAGGACUUCAAGUUCUAGAGCUUCACCCCGGGGCUUGGUUGACAGAUCUCCUUCAUCAAGCCUUGAGCACAGAUAUGCAAACAGAACUGGUGUCAGACGGAGUCUUGACAUUGAAGAAUCAGCGAGGAGGAGAAGUGGUUCCAUCAGUGCUAGAAAUUUGCCUUCUGCUGAAGACAGACUAGGUCGGGAUUUACCAUUGGAGAAGCCUCUAGCAGAUGAUUCUACUCCAGCUGAUUCAUCCUUUUAUAAUAGAACUAAUCAGAACAGUUCUUUGAUUCCUCCAUCCAUCUUCAGGGGUGGAGGUGGCAGCCCGUCUUUUAUGGGUUCACUAGAAGAAGAUAGUAGAGGUAACACCCGCUACAAGAGAGGCAGCGAUCCCAGUCUGGGAAGAGGCCAAGGAAAUGCUUGGAGAGGUACCCCAAACUGGUCUUCACCAAUGCCAAAUGGCUACAUGCCUUUCCAACAUGGACCAGCUCAUGGAGGUUUUCAAGCAAUGAUGCCUCAUUUUCCAUCUCCUCCGCUGUUCAGUGCCAGGCCUUCAAUGGAAAUUAAUCACUCUGGGAUUCCUUACCAUAUACCUGAUGCUGACAGGUUCUCUGGUCAUUUGCGCCCACUUGGGUGGCAUAAUAUGAUGGAUGGAUCAGGACCUUCUCCCAUGCAUGGAUGGGAUGGAAAUAAUGGCGUGUUUAGGGAUGAAACACAUGCAUUUGGGCAAGAAUGGGAUCAGAAUAGGCAUCAGUUGAAUGGUCAGGGAUGGGAAACUGGCACGGACAUGUGGAAAGCACAAAAUGGUGAUUUGAAUAUGGACUUGCCAGCAACUUCUGUGAAGGAGGAUUUUCCAGUGCAGGCACCUCUGGAGAAUGUUCUGGCUGGACAAGCAGGUCACCUGUUGCAAAAUGAAAACAUUCAUCAAAUGGUCCAAGCAGAAAAUGUUGAAACAAAAUUAGCAGUUGCUUCAGCAAAAGAACCUUCAAAAUUUAUGUCUAAAACUACCCAUGAGAAGAUGCCUGAUCCUUCUAGAACGCAAAGUAGUGAUGACAGUUUUCAUUUUGCCCGUGCUUAUCUUUCUAAGCUGGACAUUUCAACAGAACUUGCUAGUCCAGAGUUGUAUAGCCAGUGUAUGAGUUUGCUAAGCAUGGAGCAGAGUGCAAAUGCAGAUGAAGAUAUUAUAAUGCUUGUAAAUUUAAAGGAUGGUGCAAGAGCAGUACCGAAAAGUUCUGAUUCCAUUUUCAGUCUUUCACUUCUUCCUGCUGUAAAAGAUUCUGUUUUUCAGAAAGCCAUAGAAUACUACAAGAAGCAGAGAGUAGGUUUGAGUGGCUUGCCAAUUGUUAAUGGUGGAAAAAUAGAUGCUAUUUCAACGUCCAAAGUGAAGGAUGAACCUAUUAAUGAUGUGCACAAAGCAGAGGAGCUAGUUUUAAAUCAGAAUGAAGAAAUGCCAGAUGUUCCAGUAUUGAGUUUAGAUCAGAACAAAGCUGAAGAGGUUGCCAUUGCUGAUACCCGGGAGAUACCGGAAGAGCUUGUUUCCGCUCCUAGCCUGAAGGAACAUGCUCAUGCUUGCACCUCCUCUCAGGAAUUGCCUGAUCAAGCUCUCGUUCAACAAGAUUGUGUGGAAAAGCCCGUGGAAAUUUAUAGUGGUAAUAAGAUUGAUGAGGUGCCAUCCGAACCAUUCAAUUCAGGUGUGGCGGGCAGCCUCCCAAACCCUGAUUAUGCACCUGAAGCUGAUACCAUUUCACCUGCUAAAGGUUUAGAUGAUAAUUCUUUGCAAUGUGCUGAAGAAGGGCAGGGGUCUGGUGAUACAAUGUGUGGUCCUUUAAUUUUUUCGGAUGAUUCUCCCGAGGCAUCCGGGGCUUUGAUGCCUGGGUCAAAUGAGUCUGAGUUGGUAAUUUUAAGUCGGAUACAUCAUUCUCCUGAAAGUACACGUUGAGACAAUUUCUCUAUGUUCUUUAAUGCGCGUUUUUCGUAAUCGUUUGCUUUUCCAAUUUUUGUUGCUUCUCUUUUUAUCAAGGAAAUAAAAGGAAAUCUGCUCUUUGGUUUUCCCUGGAUAA